Neofelis nebulosa (Clouded leopard) is the source of this 11281-nucleotide messenger RNA. RefSeq names its product cyclin dependent kinase 6 (gene CDK6). Gene Ontology annotation, biological process: regulation of gene expression; regulation of cell population proliferation; G1/S transition of mitotic cell cycle. NCBI's taxonomy places the organism in Eukaryota, Metazoa, Chordata, Mammalia, Carnivora, Felidae. Gene Ontology annotation, cellular component: cytoplasm; nucleus; cyclin-dependent protein kinase holoenzyme complex. Gene Ontology annotation, molecular function: cyclin binding; cyclin-dependent protein serine/threonine kinase activity; ATP binding. The record is from RefSeq and is a predicted model, not a curated record. The transcript has 7 exons. Bases 13 to 993 code for a protein of 326 amino acids.
CGUCCAGACGGCAUGGAGAAGGACGGCCUGAGCCGCGCGGACCAGCAGUACGAGUGCGUGGCGGAGAUCGGGGAGGGCGCCUAUGGAAAGGUGUUCAAGGCCCGGGACCUGAAGAACGGAGGCCGGUUCGUGGCGCUGAAGCGUGUGCGGGUGCAGACAGGCGAGGAGGGCAUGCCGCUCUCCACCAUCCGCGAGGUGGCGGUGCUGAGGCACCUGGAGACCUUCGAGCACCCCAACGUGGUCAGGUUGUUUGAUGUAUGCACAGUGUCACGAACAGACAGAGAAACCAAACUAACAUUAGUGUUUGAACAUGUUGAUCAAGACCUGACCACUUAUUUGGAUAAAGUCCCGGAGCCUGGAGUGCCCACUGAAACCAUAAAGGAUAUGAUGUUUCAGCUUCUCCGAGGUCUGGACUUUCUUCAUUCUCACCGAGUAGUGCAUCGUGAUCUAAAACCUCAGAACAUUCUGGUGACCAGCAGCGGACAAAUAAAACUGGCUGACUUUGGCCUUGCCCGCAUCUACAGUUUUCAGAUGGCUCUUACCUCAGUGGUCGUCACGCUGUGGUACAGAGCUCCAGAAGUCUUGCUUCAGUCCAGCUACGCCACCCCCGUGGACCUCUGGAGUGUUGGCUGCAUAUUUGCAGAAAUGUUUCGUAGAAAGCCUCUUUUUCGUGGAAGUUCAGACGUUGAUCAACUUGGAAAAAUCUUGGAUGUAAUUGGACUCCCAGGAGAAGAAGACUGGCCCAGAGAUGUCGCCCUUCCCAGACAGGCUUUUCACUCAAAAUCUCCUCAACCAAUUGAGAAGUUCGUAACAGAUAUUGAUGAACAAGGCAAAGACCUACUCCUGAAGUGCCUAACCUUUAAUCCGGCCAAAAGAAUAUCUGCCUACAGUGCCCUGUCUCACCCCUACUUCCAUGAUCUGGAGAGGUGCAAGGAGAAUCUGGAUUCCCGUCUGCCUCCCAGCCAGAACAGCUCAGAGAUGAAUACAGCCUGAGGUCCUGACGGCCAUCUUGAGCUGAUCACCGGGAGAACACCCCUGGGGGCUGAUGGGCCCCCCCCUGAGUAAGCCCCGCAGAGCCACUGAGGAUCACUGGCUGGGGACCUUCUAGUUGCCGUCGUCUGGACGGGCUCUGCUUCUCCAUGGAAACCGCCUAGUUUACUGUUUUGAAAUCAAUGCAAGAGCGAUUGCAGCUUUAUGUUCAUUCGUUUAUUUGUUUGUUUGUUUGUCUGUUUGUUUGUUUGUUUGUUUCAAGAACCUGGAAAAAUUCCAGAAGAGAAGCUGCUGACCAAUUGUGCUGCCAUUUCAUUUUUCUAAUCUUGAAUGCUGCCAGUGUGGAGUGAGCAAUCCAGGCACAGCUGAGUUAUGAUGUAAUCUCUCUGCAGCUGCCUGAGCCUGCUUUGGUACUUUUGAGUGAGAGUGUGCACGCGCGUGUGCAUGUGCAUGCAUGCGUGCGUAUGUGUGUGCGUGAGAUUCUUGAUUUCUUAAAGUGUUACUUUCUGUAAACAACAAGAAUAAUUGAAUUUUAAAGACUCAAAGUGACCUAUAAAUAACAGGUGUCUAUUGACUAAAGGUGAUUUACCAGAAUGGGCUUCUCAAAUUACACAGUUGAACCUAUGUCCUCAGAAUUUCUUUUAUGGCCAAAAACAGUAAAUUUGUUAGAAGUAAAACAUUCACUAUCUAGAUGAAGUUUUAUACACACAACAAAAGGAAAAAAAAUGCUAGUAUCUUUUAAGAGACCUGUUUUUUAAAGCAUACACUCUAUUUACUCUUGAUAAAAGCUGAAAAUUACUCACUGUAAGUCCAUUUUAACCUGUAUUAUAUGCUUUGUUAUUUCUUUUGAAAAACACCCUAUAAGCUUUUUCUUACUUGCUAUAGAUUUAGGGAGUGUACCUCAAAUAGGUAAAAUGGUCAAAAAAAAAAAAAAACAAUUAGAGAAAGCCUUUAUUUCCUGAUUUGAAAUCUGUUUCCUUUUUGGAUUCUGUUGUUACUUUAUUUUGUUUUUUUGAUUUUAGGAAUUUGUCAGAAACUGUUUCCUGUUUUGACUCAGAGAAUAGCUUUCUCUGACGAGACAGGAAUACCAUUUAAGUUUUCCCUAUUACACUGUACUUUUUCUGCCAUGCACUGCCUUGUUUGCAGAGUUUCCAUCUUAUCUCCUAGGGCCUCUAGUAUAUAUUACUACCAUUACAUAACUAAUAACAGAUUGUUUAAGCCAUUCCCAUGCACCUCCUGCUUGCUUUCUUUCAGUGAACCUUUUGUAAAUAGUUAGAUUCAGAUUGUGGCUUAAUGGAUCCAAUUUUUCAGCCCUAACAGGGUCCUCUAGGCUCUCACUCCAGUGUGAUCUUCCCAGCCAGCAUUUGUUGUUGUUCCCUAGGCAGUGAGUGGAGGAUUGGCUCUUCUCUAUCACCAGCACAUAGAUCGCCUUAAACUGUUACUUAGUGUUUUACAAUUUUUUUAGAAGAUGUCCGUGUAGAAUCGGAGAGAAUGUCUUUAACUAUUUUUUUUUAGACGUAUAUAUUUACCCUAUAAAAUGAUCUUUUCUCCAUCUCCCAGGCUGUGCUUAUUUCCAGUGCCUGUGCAUACUCCCUCUCCAUGCAGAGCCAGCCUGACCUGGGCAUUGUGAACAGCUUUACGUUUUCUCUCGCCAUUUUCUCUACCGUUCUUUAUAUUUCAUGUCAUCUCUGCCUUAUGUGUGGUUAGUACUCAGUUAGCUCAAGUAACCCGAAGACACAGAGAUGAAGUAUCCUUUUGGAAGUUUAGCUGUCUUUGCUCUCUGACUCAUGUUUUGAGUACAUGCAACAGAUAGGCUAUGUUUAGAGUUAAGGUUGUCAAAGAAUGAACAUCGCUUCACUCAGUAGAAAAUGUUCCAGUUGAUGUUUAUAUAUUGUCUAGCCUUACUGAAUUCUUCACAGCUUAAUAUUCUAUACUACCAUGAUGAACAAGGGAAAAAUUAAGACUUUUCUCCUUGAAAGCUUUUUGGGUUGGAAAUUACUCUUUUUUUAAUAUGUAUAUUGUUUAACAUUUUUCUAAUUCAGUAACUUGAAGAGCAGGAAAAUUGGUCUAAAGCUAGAUAUGAAUGAGAAGAUGGGCCACAAGAAUGUUUGAUGCUUUCUUCCUUGUUGACAAUAUUGCUUAUGUUUUGUCAUCACUGUAAAUGCUUGAGAUAUAAUGAAUCCAUAGCAGUCGGGGCAAUGUCUCCCCUGGAAAAGUGAUUUCUGCCUUUCCUUUGAAGACAUUUUUUGCUGGGCCCUAGAAAUUCAAUUUUAAAACUCAAUAUAAGUACUGAUUUCAUCAUGUGCUUUCUGGUUAGUAUCCAUGGCUAGAGUGAACAUAAGUUGAGUUUCUGCUUUUUUCAGGUUUUCAGAAGUUCUCUCAAGAAAAAUGCAGCCGUUCUGAACUGGAAGUUUUCAGCAUUCUUGGGAAUUCUAAACAAGUAGAGAGCUCCACUUUAUUUCUAGCAUAUACUUUUGGUUCAUUUCUCAGUAGUGUUUAUGAAGAAAACUUAAAGCACAAACAUUUUGGCAUGAGAUUCAUUAGAUGCUUGGCAAAUUAUCCCCUGAGAGGCAGAAGGAGAGGGUAUCUGGCCUCUCUGACCCCAGCUCUUCCAUCUGUGUGGUUCUUGCAGUUGAGUAAUUACCCUCGUUUUAUGUCUUUUACAUCCAGGCUCACCAGUUCUGAAAUCCAGAUGCCACACAAGCACCCUUCCCAUUAGGGCACUUUGAAGCAUAUAGCAGCAUAGGAAUUUACUGAAUACAGCUUAUUCUUCUGUGACAUAUGGUUUCAAACGUCUUUGCCAAAAGCCAAGCAGUGGUCAGCUAAAAAAGUCAAACUGCCCCAGGGAUAUACUGAAGCAGCUUAUAUCAAUAAAAAUACGGUGUCAGAUUCAAAAUCACAUUUAUAUUCACAUUUGAGGGCUGGUGCUAGAAUGUGCCUGAUAGUUUCUAUAUGAUAAUUGUUCUCUUAGGGCCCAGGCAUUGUGGGAACCAUAGUGCAUGGUGAAGUUGUAACAAUCCCAUUUAAGAAUAAGAGAGAAACCUGUCCAUUUCAGCAUUAUAAGCUAUCAUGUGGCAAAGGUAAUAAAGCCCUAAUCUUACAAACUUAAAAACACAAUACCCAGUGCAUUGGCACCUCCCACUUUGUCUCUCCUUGCAAGUAGAUAAGAACCCAAGAAACAGAACCUGUUUUAAACAAGACGUCGGAGCCAUUUCAUCCCUCUGUAUUCUCAUGAUUUUCUCUCAGGAAUCACACACUAGGAAUGGCAUACUUUUCAUUUAGCCCAAGGUGUCUUACUAAAAUAAAAAUAGUUCAAAAUAUUUACCUAAGAAUGGAAUCUCAGCCAUUUAGUUUUAAGUAAAAAUGAAAAUUUCAGAAUGCACAGGACGUUAAUAUCUUAAAGAAAAUGUACACCUUUCAAUAGAAAUUUAUCAUUUGACUCCAGAACGCAGUACUGUCCAUCUUGAUUGGGGGGGGGGGGGGGGACAACCAAAUAGUACCAAAUAUUUUGAAUCUUAAAUUAUGUAUUUAAAUUGAGCUUUUAACUAUAUGCCUCUUAAGGUCAGUAAUGGCAGUCCUCAUGCCAUUAUGGAAAUUAAAAUCAUGUAAGCUUCCUAAUAUCACAAACAUAUUAAAAUUCUUCUUUCCAAAGAAUUGCUUUUAAGUGACAACUUGGCUAUUUUUAUGAUAAGCACAGAAGAGAGUGUCUCACAUUUUCCAAAAGCAGGCUUUUGUUGCAUAGUCAGGUCUAGGAAAGAGUAAUGUUAAAAGUUAAUAAGCUGCUGUAAUUACUUAAUUGUGUUAGUACAGUAACUAUAGAAUAUUCACCUUGGAAAGAAAAUGUUGAGACAUUAUAAGUUCUUAGGUAUUGACAAAAUUCAAAAGAAUGCAUGUUUUACAUUGUGACACAUAAAAACAGUGUAUUUUAAAAAAUAAAGAUGGUAGCAUGAUUUCUAAAUCUUUAAAAGGCAUAAAAUAAUGGACAAUGGAUAGAGGAAAUUCUAGAGAAAAUGCAGGUAUUCAAAGAAGGAUAGUUUCAAAGUUAGAUAUAUUUUGAAGGAUAAAUAUUUAUUAGCAAAUAUAUUGUAAGAAUUUCUAUUAAAGUCAUCCGGCAACUAUGAAGUUGAUAACGUUCCAAAACAUGUUUUAUGGAAAAGCUUUUCCGAGCAGUUACCAUUUCAAAGGGUGACCUGAGCAAACUACCAUACUCCUUACUUCGUGGGAAGAAGCAGCCAUGUGAAACUAACGCUUGUUAUGCAAGCCUAAGAAUGUUCACUGUAAAUAAUAAUAAUAAUAAAUUUUAAAAAGGCACAUAUUUCCUGUGCCACCAAGAUUUUUUGAAAACUGGUAAAACCCAAAUCCUUGAUCAUAUGCACUUGAUACAUUCAGAUGUAUGAUAUGGAACAUUGCUACAUGUUUCCACAGUAGAAAAACUUACUGAGACUGCAAAAGCCUAUCACGCAAUAGAAGUCCCCAGGUAAUUAGUAGUGGUGUUCUCUUCAAAAGCAUACGAAAAUAGCAUUUUCAUUUCUUAUUAAUGCAAUUUUCAACCUAGUUGUGUUACAUACCUAUAUCUCAAGCAUUUCUGACUUGUACUUUUUCAGAAAAUAAGCCACAAUAUUCCUUUGGCCUUUUCUAUCUUCUGACCUUUGUAAACAACAGAAAUGUAGAAAGAGGAGGGGUCUGAUUUUUUAAAUGUUUUUUUUCCUCAGUUUGUUUGUUUGUUUUAAUGACGUACGAAUCAGCUCUUCAAAAUGUUUUGUUUCUUAGCAUUCCCAGGGAGUUGAGAUAAAUGAAUGAACUUCCAUCACCAUAUUUAUGUUUCCUUGAUACUGGUGCUCUGGCUGUCAAGAAGAAAACAAGAGCCUCUUGAAAACUAAUACAGGCUUUUUUCAAUCAUCUAUUUAAAUAUUGUUACAGCAGUUUGAAGGUUAUAUGGUAGGAAAGUGAGAUGAUUUUUCUUGGAAACCUCUUUUAAAAUUCACACUGUCCUAAAACAUGGGCUUUCUUCUUUUAUUCCAGUAUUUUCCACAAGGUGGCACUUUGGGGCUGGGGGCCUGGGGGUGGGGGUGGGGGCUAGGGAGGGGGAAAUCUGAGCAAAGCUAAAGAGGUACUUCUAAAAUCUUCAUUCUAACCUUGUUUUUCUGCACAUAUUUUACUCUUGCUUAGCACUUGUUUGUCAGGAUGAUGAACAGUGUUCGUAACAUUCUAGAACUUAAAUAUUUUAGUUGUUAGCUAGGUUCUGAAUGAUGAUCUGCAGGGAAGUUGUUCUUGAGAAUGGAUAAUAUACUCAUUUUGAUCAUUUAAGUGCAUCAAGAGAGCCUAGUCAUCCAUUUUUUCAAGAAGCAUUUUUUUAAGGUAUUUAAUUACCUUACUUUUAUAGGUGCAGAAGUUACAAGGAUGUACAGGCUUAUUAGCUAAAAGGCAACACUCAUCUGUGAGCAGGGUAGUUUUGUUAGGAAUGUAAAACUCCUCCAGUGGCCUCAGCCAAAAAUACCUAUGCCCACUGUCUGCUGUUCUCAUAUUUCCUACCAUGAUGGUCUUUAAACACUGAUUAAAAUUUUAAAUCCUAAUUUAAAGAUCAGAUGAGCAAAGAAGUAACAUCAGUAUGUAAGUACACAAAACUAUUUUUUUUCUAAAGAAUUGCCAUGCUGAAAUACAGCCCUUAAAUGCUAAAAGACCUGGUAAUUUUUUUUUUUUACAUUUAUGUAAUCACAAGUGUAAAUUCACAAGAAAUUCUAAUUUUUUAAAAGUCCUGUCCAAGCAUGUGAGCAUAAUAACCUAGGAAUAUAUUUACAUAAAUCUUUAAUUUCUCCAUUAGUGAAAUUCUUUGGCAACUACACACACACACACACACACACACACACACACACACACACACUCCUAUGUUUUAAUUCACAGGUCUGCUCAGAGACGCAUUACCCCCAGAUGAUUUUAGUUAAUUUUAGAAAUCAUUUUCCUCAGUAAGUGUCACAGAAAUUUAGGAGGAAGGAAAUAGUACUUUUCAGAGUUUCCUUAUUAGCACGGCAUGACAGAAGGCAGUUUAUUCCUUCUGAGUGGCAGAAACUCCAUCCUGCCUGCCUAACUUUCCUGCAGAGUAGCGGGCAGGCGAGUCUCACUAAUUCAUACUGAAUCAAAAUGGGGCUGUCACCCUAGGGGCUGUCAAAAGCUCUUCGGGAACCCAGCCUCGUCCCUCUGCUCAGAAUCCCACUGAAGUAGAUUCCAAUUUAAGCCCCUAAAUGGAAGGCCGAAUUCCAACCUCGAGUGUUAUCAGUUGGGCCAGUCUGAACUCUAUUUGCUCGCGGUGAACACUUGACGCCCACCUGAAAACCCUCUGGGAGCGCUGCGCCGUCACUCCGCCCCUCUGGCCGCAGAGAGGCAGUGGGCGGAGCUGGCUGGGUCCCGCUCGCCGCUCACCUGUUCGUGCCUGAGAUGACGUACAGACCCGGAGGGCUACUGUCCGAGGUCCAUGUGCCCUGCUGCUGUUUCAGAAGCACCUGUUCUGCCGUCUUAGGAAAUAGAAUGCCCCUAGAAGCAAACGGGUGUCUUCUGUGCAUAAGUAAGUACAACACAAUUCUUCGAAAGUUCGGGUAUAAAGAGAUGCUGGUCUGUAUGAAGCGUCUACCAGGCAUCUCUCAAGCUCUAAGCUCAGCUUUUUUUUUUGUUUGUUUUAAAGAGAAGAUGUAUAAUUACAGGAAAGAUUUUUUAUUUUUUUAUUUUCUAUCAUUCUACAUAUACGAUGGCAAAAGAUAAUGCGUGGAAGAGUUUUGUUUUGAAAAUGUGUUUAUUUUCUGCUUAGGCAAAAGCUCCUAACUCUUUCGUUUCUGAUCUCUUCUUUUGUUUUUGUCGAAUAGUUAAAGGUAUGUAAGCAAAUUAUCUCAUGUAGUGUAGGGGAUUUUCCUGUUUGGAGGAAACUUUUGUGUGAGUUGUUUUGUCAAGCAAAUAAUCAACCCCUUCUCUACUUGAGGAGUUUGAAUUGUCACAUACAGGUUUCCUUAAAGGGGGCACAUAACUGUACAUAUUGCUAUAAAGAACUGUGACCGUAGCACUAAUGAGCAAGCAUAGAGCCCCACACAGUUCAUUUAAUUUCUAACGCUCUGUGGUUUCUGGCCAAAUUCUGUUGACAUGCUUAGGUUACGGUCCUGAAGAUACCCUUUGUACCCUUAACUUGAAGUUUUCUACUCUUAAGUAAUUGAGAUGCAAUAAUAUGUAUUAGCUAGCAAUAUUUCUGUGAUCACCAGCAACUCCUGAUUUAACCUAGAAGUCUCUGAAUAAUUAAAAUAAAUCCCAGCAGUAAUACAUUUCUUGAACCACCCUCCCCCAGGUGCAUUAUAUAGCUUGUCAUCUUGGUCCUGUGUUUGCAACAAUGUAUACGUGAAUAUUAGAGUUCCUCACUUAACUUUGUAUUCAUGUGUUUUCCUAUGACCAGUAAUAAAUAUAUUAGUUAGUACAUGGAAUAAAUAGCAGCAACGACACCUAGAAUCAGCACUUAACAAGGUGGGGAAUUUCUAUUUCAAGUUGUUCUGCAUUUGCGUAAAUUAUUUCUGUUAUUAUUCAUGUAUGUUAUUUAUUUCUGAAUCACACUAGUCCUGUGAAAGUGCGCCUUAAAGGAGAUGGCAUUAGGAUUUGCAUUUAAUGUUCAUUACCAUGGUCUUGAUGGAGCUAAGUAAAUUAAAAUUAGACUAAGCCCCGAAAUAAGCUGCAUGCAUUUUAACAUGAUUAGUAGAACUUAAGUUUGUAGGUGUUUUCGUAUCUAGGUGUUUUAUCAUUAUGUAAAGGAAUUCAAGUGGAGGACUUUGUAGCUUUUCUUUUGUCAAAUAUGCGUAUAGUAUAGUGUGAAGAUACAGCAAAAAUUAAAACUUGAGAUACAAAGCAUCAGAUACUGCCUUAAUUUAGGGACUCUGCCAGAUGGCCAUCAGAGUAGAGGCCAGGCAGAGACAGGGGCUUGGGUGGUGCCUCCUCUUACCUGGCCUCGAGAAGAAGCUUCCCCCUGAUAUCUGGUGCCCUUCUGGUAUCGUGUGCCGUAGUGGGAACAGGUGGUACUGUUGCAAGAACAGCGUGAGAGUUUUCUGUAGAAGUAAACUGUCAGCUUGUGCCUUGAGGCUUCCAGAAUGUGUCGGAUGGAGAAGUUCAAGUUCUGUGCUUCAAGCACCUUGGUUUUGUACAGAAGCGAUUCACUCUGGUCAUAAAAGAAGGACUACAUGUACAGUAGUCAACAAUGGAUUUUAACAACCGACAGUCCCCAGCACCUCAGAAGCAUGUUGCAUUUCUGGUAUUUUAGGUUUUGAUCUGAAGGUUAAUCGGCAAGUGUCUGGUAUAGAAGAACAGUAGGUGUUAAGAAAAGCACAAUAUCGGUUCCCGUAGAAAUUAGAACUAGAGGGUUUAUAAGAUUAUCAUGUCAGAGAUGUCUAAAUGCAUGUUUUCACUGUAAAAUGUAGUAGCAUAGUGUCUUUGCAUUCCCAUAGGGCCUAGUUAAAGCUUUUAUUCGAGGUUUUCAGCAAAGCUGUCAUACCCAGUGAGCUUCUUCUUUUCUUUUUUCUUUUGUUUUUGUUUUUGUUUUUUUUUUGGACUUAUAACAGAAAAUGUGUUAAACGUAGGGAAAAAAUCUUAAUUUGGACACUUGACUUGUUGGUUUCUGUGUUUAAAGUCACGGUUCUGGAGAUGUAGAGAUUGUGCAUGUGCAUGUGCACGUCCGAUACUAAUCUAGGCUGUGUGAACCAGCCCAGGAUAACCGAUGUCCUCCCAGGCCCUGCAUCCUUCCUCCCUCCCUCCCACUGCUCCCUUCCCCUGACCCGUCCAGGCCUGUCUGCAUGGUGCUCUUUAUUCUCUUCGGCCACUCUCUGGGCAUCAGGGACAUGACAAGAGAGAUGCUUUAGGCAUCACGGGUGUGCCUGCCCAGGCUUGGCCACCACUUUUACUUGACCUUUGGCUGGGCACAGAGUGUGCUCACAACACCAAUCACAGAUACCCUCUAGCAUGUUUGUAUGCAUCUUGAUUUCCAAACCAAGUCCUCUACAGAGCAUUCAGUUUUGGCUGUGGUACAAAGAGAAAAACUAAACAAGACUAUAAACCACAUUCCAGGCUGCUGUUUUCUAUCCAUCUACAGGCCAUACUUUUACUGUAUUUCUUCAUACUUGAAACUCAUUCUGCUAUUUUGAUAUCAGGGUACAGACUUACAAGGGUGCAUGUUCCUUAAAGGUGCAAAAUUACUCUCAUUCCGUUUGCUCAUGUUGCUACAGAAUGCUGUUUUGGUGCUUUGAGUUGAGCAGGUCAAAGAAGCAGUGUGGAAAUUCACUGCCUGGAACACAGUCUUACAAGAAUGUUGGCAGAUGGCUUGGUGUUAGAUAGUGCUUCUGCUCUUUCCUCUGUACACAAGGUUGAAAGUUACCACACUGGCCUGUCAGGUUCACCUGGGUAUCCUUUCUCACAGAGCACAGAAACCCUGUGCUCUCCCCAAAUGUGGGUGCGGUGCAGCUCUCUGAAAGCAGGGACCUUUCUACAUACCAGAUAAUUUAGCCCGCAAAGAAAAAUGGCUGUGGGUGUAGACAGGGGCAGGAUGGGAAAGGCCCUCUCACUCUAGCGACCAUCCCUCCAUUCCGUACAGAAAGCUCUCCUGGGGCAAUAAAAAAAAGAAAGAAAGAAAAGAAAAAGUGAAAGAAAGAAAGCUUAUCUGUUAAGAUACCCCCUUCAUAGCAUCCUGAGCUAAAUGAUCUCGCUUCUUUCCCUUUAGGUAGUUUGAAAAGACAAGUCAGUUUAUCUAGACUAUUCCUACCUGAAGAGGAAAAUAGAAAAGUAGAUUGUUUGUAUCAUGUAAACCAUGUAAUCCAAGGACUGCCAAAACUUACAUUAAAUCCCCCAUCACUAGAAAUCUGUUUAAGUAGCUCAAGUAAAAGAUGCUUUAUGACCGGGACUGCCUGAGGUCAGAGGCAGCCAUUCUAGCAUGCGCCGUACUCUGAGACUUAUUUGGAGAGAGAGAACUGCCCGUGCUGACGCUGUUACUGUGGCCAAGGUAGCACGUCAGAAAAUUCAGAGGGUUGCAGAUCACAGAUCCUUUGGAAACUGGAUGUCUUACCGGGUGCUAGAAUGCAAAUUUAGGUAUUUAUUGUCAGAUAAUGGAAUUCAUUGUUUUAUAAGAAUUAGUGUUGAAACGUCACUGUCCAGUUCAUUGUUUUCACUUAUGCACAAGCGAAAUUGAAGCAAAAAGAGCAAAUGGUUUGUAUAUUUGUCAUACCUUUUGUAUUUCUUACAAUAAAAAUAUUGGUAGCAAAUAAAAUAAUAAAAAACCCAACAA